This is a messenger RNA of Petromyzon marinus (sea lamprey), 11963 nucleotides long. Its product is annotated as membrane-associated guanylate kinase, WW and PDZ domain-containing protein 2-like. NCBI's taxonomy places the organism in Eukaryota, Metazoa, Chordata, Hyperoartia, Petromyzontiformes, Petromyzontidae. Gene Ontology annotation, biological process: signal transduction. Gene Ontology annotation, cellular component: cytoplasm; cell-cell junction. Gene Ontology annotation, molecular function: protein binding. The record is from RefSeq and is a predicted model, not a curated record.
GAGGGGACGGAGGGAGCGAUGGGCUUGAUAGGGAAGGGCGGAGCUGCGAGCAGCGGGCAAAGUGCAGCCUCUGCCGUUUCCGCUUCGCUCUUUCCCCCCAACAUCAUCAUCAUCAGCAACAUCAUCACCAUCAGCAGCAUCACCGUCACCGCCCUCCCCCAACGGAUCUUGAAUUUAUCCGCCACGACCGCGGAGAGGAUUGUGGGCGCCCUGAGAUCUACGAGGACAAGAGGACUAACACAAACACGGGGAGAGUGAGAGAGUGAGAGAGAGAGGGAUACAGUGAGACUGACACACACCGUGGGAGGGACGCAAGGUGAGACACAGACGCGGGGAGAUGCAGGCCUGCGGGUGAACGGGGCCUACGGGGUCCCGCAAUGUGUUGAGCCGAACUACGCCAGCGCUGACAGAGACGACUGCGUGAGAGAAGGAGCUGCUGCUGCUGCUGUUGGCGUCGGUGUUGAGAGAGGGAGGCUGCGGGUCCCCAGGGGGACCCCCCGCCCGCCACCCACCCCCGGCCGGCGAUGGCGAAGGCGGCGAGGAGGCGCCCCGCGUGGGCCGCGAGGGUGCGGGACGUGGCGCUGUGGCCGGGCCCCGCGGGGACCCUGGGCCUGGAACUGAGCGGCGGCUCCGAGCGGGGCCUCUUCGUGUGCGUGGCGUCGGCGGGGGCCGAGCGCUGCAGCGGGGAGCUGUGCCCCGGGGACGUGGUGCUGGAGGUGGACGCGACCCCCGUGGCCGGGUUCAUCCUCCACGACGCGCGGGCCCUGCUGCUGCAGCGCGCGCUGCUGCAGCAGCCCGUGCGGGUGAAGGCCGUGAAGCCCGGGAAAGACAUCAACAAAGACCUGAAGCUUUACCUGAACCAGCGCUUCCAGAAGGGCUCGGUGGACCACGACCUGCAGCAGACCAUCCGCGACAACCUCUACCUGCGCACCGUGCCCUGUACGACGCGGGAGCCGCGUGACGGGGAGGCCCCGGGUCUCGACUACGACUUCAUCUCGGUGCACGAGUUCCGCCAGCUUGAGGCCCAGGGCAGGCUCCUCGAGAGCGGCACCUACGAGGGGAACUACUACGGGACACCGAUGCCGCCGGAGGAGCCGGGCGUGGACCCCGCCGGGAGCCCCGCAGAGGCCACGUGGAGGCCGGGCUCCCUGACCGCUCGCAGGCGCAGCAAGUCUGUGAGCAACAUGGAGCCUGUGGGCACAGGGGCCGCGGGCAGCGCGAGCCCGGGCACCCCGCGCGAGCACCCGCACUCGCCCAUCAACAGCAGUGAGACGGCCAGCGUGCUCACAGACUCGAGCGAGCACGACGAGCAGCAAUCGCAGCCGCAGCCUCCGCACGCGACCCACGCGUGCUAUGCGCGGGGCGGCACAGACGAGGAGGAAGAAGAGGAGGAGGAGGAGGAAGGUGACGACGUGAGGAGCAGGAGGAGAGGAGGGGAGCUCGACGAAGGGGCCCUCUUGCCCCCCGCGCACCAUGUGAACGCGGGGAUGGACGACGACGAUGAGGAUGACGACAGCCCCAUGCCCGACAACUGGGAGAAGACACGGACAGAGGACGGCACGGUCUACUACAUCGACCACAGCACCAAGACCACCACGUGGCUCGACCCUCGCCUCAAAACCCAGCUCAAGGCCCCCGAGGACUGCACCGAGGAUGAGCUGCCGUACGGUUGGGAGAGGAUCGAAGACCCGGAAUACGGAGUCUACUACGUUGACCACAUCAACAAGUGCACGCAGUACGAGAACCCCGUGACAGAGGCGAAGAAACCUCAACCAGCAGGGAAGCCGUUCUUUACGCGCGACCCCACGGAGCUGCGCGGCUCCUCGCUGAGCUCGCGACUGCAGAAAAGUCAACGCGGCUUCGGCUUCACCAUCGUGGGUGGCGACGAGCCCGAGGAGUUCCUGCAGAUCAAGAGCCUCAUCCCGGGCGGCCCCGCCGCCGCGGAGGGCCUCAUGGAGACCGGAGACGUGAUUGUGCGGGUGAACGACACGUGUGUGCUGGGGCACACGCACGCCCAGGUGGUCGAGAUCUUCAAGUCGAUCCCGAUCGGGCAGCACAUCGACCUGGAGCUGUGCCGCGGCUACCCGCUGCCCUUCGACCCCGACGACCCCAACACGCACCUCGUCAAGUCGGUGGCCAUCACGGAUGAGCCGGUGUUCGUGAACGGCGGGCGCACGAUGAGCUUGCGCAGCGCGCGCUCCUACGUGCCGGCGCCCGAGUACCGUGGCGGCACGCGGCCCGGCAAGAUGAACCUGCCGCAGGACAAGGCGCUGGCGAUCACGUCGCAGCCCGAGCUCAUCACCGUGCACGUGGCCAAGGGCGCGAGCGGCUUCGGGUUCUCGAUCGCGGACGGGCCGAGUGGACAGCGCGUGCGGCAGGUUAUGGACGCCCAGCGCUGCCGGGGCCUCAAAGAGGGCGACCUCCUGCUCGAGAUCAACCGCGAGGGACUGCACGGGGCCAAGCACGCGCAGGUCGUGCAGAGGCUCAAGGAGUUCAACGUUGGCAGCACCGUGACCUUCCUGAUCGAGCGCGGGGGAUCCUACCCUCAGAAGAGUCCCAAGCCGGGCCCGAGGCGGCAGGCUGUGCCUCAGUCGAGUCAGCUCUCGGAUGUGCUGCUCCCAUUGCUUGUGAACCAGGGAAUGACACGUGGCGGCGGUGGCGGUGGCCGCUCCGGCUCCCCCACUCCCUCCAGCAGCCCCGACAGCCGGCACCCGGACGCAUACCGCCUGUACCGCGAGUCUCGCUCUAUCUUCGACAGCAAGGCGGCGUCCGACUACAGGGAGAUGGACAUCCUGUUGCGGCGGCACGAGAGCGGCUUCGGCUUCCGCAUCCUCGGGGGGAACGAGCCUGGAGAACCCAUUGUGAUCGGCUCGAUCGUGCCCCUGGGCUCGGCGGACGCGGAUGGGCGCCUGCGCACGGGGGACGAGCUGGUGAGCGUGGACGGUGUCGCCGUGCUGGGCCAGUCCCACACGCACGUCCUGGGCCUCAUGCAGCAGGCGGCCAAGAAGGGCGACGUCAGCCUCACCGUGCGGCGCCGGGGCUCGCCCGCAGAGGGAGAGCAGUGGCAGGGGCACGACUCGUCGAAGCUGCUGCACGGGGAGGGGUUCCCGGGUGGCCAGCCGGGGUCGGGGAGCGCACGCGCCCCGUUCGGCGGGGACGGGGCCUACACGGGCGGCACGCGUGACGUCCUCCUGCACCGCGGGGACAACGAGGGCUUCGGAUUUGUGCUCAUCUCAGCGCUGCCUUUCCCAGAGAGCAACGGCACUCACGGGGAUGGGGAUGUCCCGCACAAGAUCGACCGCAUCGUGGAGGGCAGCCCAGCGGCGCGCUCGGGCCAGCUGGAGGUGGGCGACCGCAUCGUGGCGGUGAACAAGCAGCCCAUUGUCCACCUGAGCCACGACCAGAUCGUCAGCCUCAUCAAGGCCGAGGGCAACACCAUCCUCCUACGCAUCGUGCCUGCCCGUGACUCGGCUGCCCUCUCCCCCAUCAACGACGACGACAGCUUCUCCAGCAGCCAUGCGUCCGGCACUUUCCGCUCCGCAGACACGCUGGGGCCUGACCCUCGCAGCAGGAAGGACGUGAAACCCGACCCCAAGUCCUCACAGGUGUCCAUGUACUAUCUGGUGGACCUGGAGCGCGGCCCCUAUGGGUUUGGGCUGAAGCUGGACGGCGGCCGCGAGUUCAACCGCGACCUCGCCAUCGUGUCGCUCGCUCCCGACAGCCCCGCCAUGCGCAGCGGCAAGAUACAGGUGGGGGACCGCAUCAUGGAGAUCAACGGGGAGAGCAGCAAGGACAUGACGUACCAGCGCGCGAUCGACGCCAUCAAGGCCAGCGGGCGGCGCGUACACCUGCUCCUCAAGCGACGCGGCGCACCCGUCACGGACUACGAUCCCGACUCCUCGCGGAGCCCAACGGCUCCUCGCCGCGCCACCUUCGGCUCGCCGGCCGCCUCGGUCCCCACCGGCGCUGGCGGCGGCUCCACGUUGCCCCCCCGCGUGGAGCGCGGCGUCGACCCCCACGCAGCCCGGCUUCAUGCGCGCGAGCGCGUGAGAGACAGAGAGAGGGAGGCCGAGGCGAGGGAGCGACAGUGGGAGGAGAGACAGCAGGAGAGAGAAUGGCAGCAGGGGAGAGAGAAGGAGAGGGAACGGGAAAAGGAACGAGAAAAACAGAGUGCGCGAGAGAGGGAACGAGAGGAUAGGGACAGGGAAAAGGAGAAGGAAAGAGAGAGGGAACGGGAAAAAGAGAGAGCACGGGAGAGGGAACGAGAGAAGGAGAGGGAACGAGAGAAGGAGAGGGAACGAGAGAAGGAGAGGGAACGAGAGAAGGAGAGGGAACGGGAGAGGGAACGGGAACGGGAGAGUGUGCGUCAGGAGAGAGAGUUGAUGGAGAGGGAGCAGGAGAGGCUGAGGUUCGCUCGGGGCAAGGAGCAAGACGGCGUUGUAGCCAGCAAGUCGAGCGUGCAGGACGAGGUCGACCACCAGACGUCGAAGUAUGUCGGAAAGCAGCAGCAGCAGCAGCAGCAGCUCCGGCCCCCCAGGGAGAAGACCGCGGACGCGCUGGACGCUGCCGCACAACGCGUGGAGCCGAGCGACGGUGGCGGCGGUCGUCCACGGAGGACGGAGGCCGGGCCAGAGACAGAGUUGCUGGGCCCGGGGUCGGCGGAACGAGGCGACGCAAAGCCUCGCGUGGACAGCGCGAGCUCGGGCUGGACCGACGAUGGCACGGGCCGGAGGACCCUGGCGCCGGGGCCCUGGAAGGUGCCGGCCUCCGACAAGUACCCGGCUCCGCUGAAAUCGUCACGUGGGAAAACGAGCAGGAAGUGAGGCGCCGGGUCGAACGGCGCCGCGCAGCAGCGGUGGUGCCCAGAGGUGUGGGAAGACAGCGGCGGAGCGUGACGCCCGCCCGCCCGCCCGUGCAUUGACACGGAUGACCUAAAGGCGUUUGGCCACUGAUCAGAAUUUAACUUUUUUUUAUACAAAGUCUGGGGAAUGUCACCGUGCGUUGUGUCGCCAUGGCCUCUGCUUAAGUGAUUACUGUGGCUGCAAGGGCUAAGCAGUGUGAGCGAAGCGGUUUAUUGUGGGUACAGCACUGCUGAUGACUGCCACGGGGACUGCACCAUCCCUGCUCUCCCUCUCGAGUUUGACUCCAUCUCCCCACCCAGACCCCUGAAGACGCCACCGGUUCCCCUCUGCGUCCACCCUCUCUGUCGCAAGACGCCGCAGGCUCAGCGGAGACUGCACGAGUCCCAAACGGGGGGCUCCGCUUUCGUCUCGGUCACGUGGCCCACUCGGCGCACGUCCUGCCAUCUGCGGUGAUGGGGGGAGCGGCCGUUUCUGGUUUUCACAGACACUGCAUUGAGAAGGCAAAGUCAUAAAAUUAUCACAACCUCAACAACCUUUACUCGAACGCUCGAAUCAUUCCACAGGGUCACCCACGGCCUUUCGUGGGGGAGGUUGAAAUUCGCUCCGCGUCCGCGAGCGCCUUCCCCAUCGCAGCGCCCGGCCGUCUCACCGCUCGUCAUCGCCACGAAUUCUUCAGCGGCGUUCGGCGGCGGGUGUCGAGGUGUCGUGCUCCCUGCGCGCAAGGGACGGGGUCUCCCUGCGCGAUGCGCGGUGAGGUCGGCACAGCAGAGCGCCGAUCUCUGUCGCCAUCCUCACAACCGUGGCGGUCCGGCCGGACGGCGACGAGGAUUGUCGCUUCUAUCUGGGAUUUCAGAAGCGGUGGGGGGGGGGCUUCCCAGAAAAUGUAGAAUUUUUCUUAAAAUAAAAAUUAAUAGUAAGCAGAAGCGGCUCCUCUGAGAUGCAGUUCUACUUCACAUUAAUAAUACAAUAAGCAGAUGGGAAAUAUAAACCUGUCACGAAGAAAUUUUUAGCAAAUAUGCACAUAUUGACAUUUUCUAUGCUUUGCGGAAACUAACCCAACACAGUGUUGAUUUAAAACUCAAGGGAUUCACGCUAAUAACGCAGUAAGCAAUGGGAAGUGAUGCAAGUCGAUUUGCAGAUGUGAAUCUCGGUACGGCAUCGUAUGCUGUAGUGGCCACACGUUGAACGUUUGCUGGCAGUUGCAGCCCAGGAUGCGUGUGGAUUGGCUCGCUGUCAUUGUGAUUGGCCGAUUCAGAGAAGGCAGCAAGAGACUCUCAGCCCUUGCUUGGGCAAUGUCACCUGGUACAGUUGGAGCCGUUUGCCUCGCUCACUCGCAGGAGGCGGUGAGAGCAGUCGGACUCCCGAAGGAUGGCACCGUCGCGGACCAGAGGAAGUCUGCGUAGCUCCGUGUGCGCGACGCACGCUACGUCACCACGGUUGUGACGGUUCGGGCGAUCCUAUGAUUGAGUGCACGUGCAUGUCCGUGCGAGUGUAUGCGUGUGCCCAUCGGGCAAGCCCAUGUGCACAUUUCUGACAUUUUGUCAGAAAGUGCUGCCUCCUUUAAAGGACUGGCGUGGCCCGUUUCGUUUAUAUUCUGUUUGGAGAUGGUUUUUACAAAAUAAUGCACGUACUGAGACACGGUGGUUAUGAACAAUAGUAGCAUUUGCACUGAGUGCGCGUGAGACGCUUGACUGGACCCGAGGCCUCGGUUUAACAAGCGACGCCGGCGCGGGGCACGGCAGUCAACGCUCCCGGCGUCCAUGUGUGGACGCGCGGGUCCCCUGGGGAGGUCACCAAUGGGACUCGUGUCCGCUGCGCCAACCGUGGUCACACGUUGUCCACGUGCGCAAGCAGCAACAGCAGCAGCUGUUUACGACGAUCGGCUCCACGCUACCUCAAUCGCCUGUUCUCACUGGCACAGGUGCUCGCACUCGUAGUGGGCUUGCUUUGGCCAGCACGCCCGUUCAAACGGCGUCCAUUCACUCACGGCGUCAGCGUGAUUUUAUCCGAUCAUUUGCACAGAGCUCAAACGUGCGUUCCUGUGUGGACUCGUCGUACAAUGUCCCACUGUACCUUGCAUUUGUUGCGUUUGGCCUUGAGAGGGUUAUUGUGACGGCAUAAACAAUGAUCGGUCAAAUAGCAUGGUUUCCCGCACUUCCGAUUAGCACAGUUGGCUACGUACGGUGAGAAAGAAGUUCACACCAGUCGCCUGGUUUAUAAUUUUUUUGGGACUCUGCUACCCUUCCAUCAAACUGUUUAGAGAACAUCCGCUCCCACUCACACUGGGGAUUUAAAAGUUUGAAUUGACAUCUCCUUAAUUCUGAUUAAAGAACCAGGUGAGGUUUUCUCCAGCCACUGAGAAUUGUCAUCAAAUGGAAAAAAACAAUUCAAGAACACCGGGUCAGCUGCUGAUGCCGAACUUUCAAACCCACCUAAUGGGACACCCAGCCGCUCACCGAACGUUUAAAUAAUUUAAAAAGGGAUUUAUUAAAUAUCUCAAGUAACAUGAAUUCCUUUAGCCGAGCAGUUCUCUGCACAAACAGAACCUUUGGCGCAGUUUUGGCAGAACUGAUACUCGUCAGCAAGAUGUCACCUGUGAAUUUGUGAUCAGCCCUAACACUCGGCCAUUCGCGAGACUCCUGCGCAUAUCGAAAUGCGGUGCUGCUGCAUGUUUCAAAUUAAUUUUGUUGAACCAGUUGAGAAUCCACCAAGACCAGGAUGAGUCUCAAUUGCAAGAGUGACCCAGGGCAUUAGUCUCCCAGUAGGGCCAUGAUUGCUGCGUGUGAUACAAAUUGAGUAAUUUGCGGUGUCUUUUUUUCACCUCGACGCCAGCACACAAUGGCCUACUCUUUGCGAAUGAUGACACGGGGUCUUUGACGUAGACCGAUAAGCAGAAUGCGCGUAUUAUUACGGUUGUUACACCAGUAGUAAUAACCAGGGCGGCCACUGGAUUCAAAACGGAACCUGUGCAACGAGCGGCGAAUGCGCCACCCCUUGACCACUUGUGCAUCUAAUUCAUUGCUUGGCAAAAGAUGAUGAGGCAACGUCUUCUGAAGAACUUACCGAGGUAUGGAAUGGAAAUAAUUAUUAACAAUUCAGGCCCAAGCAUUGCUGAUGAGAAGCAAUGAUGUCCAAACAUGAUCAGGGAUGCCGGGUUUUGGGAAAUCUUUGUAUAAUUUCCAAAGUGUAUAAAGUAUAUCAUCUGGAUCCUAGGUUAAGCCACUGCACUUGGACCCUGUUUUGGUGGCGAGGUUUUGUCCGUCGAGUAUCUAGAGUGCUGUGUGAUCCGGGGUCGGUGUGAGCUGCCCUGGCAGUGUUGGCCAGGUCGAUCGCUCGCAGACUCGUGCGCGGUUCCCGACAGCCUCCGCUGCAGUUUGCUCUCCUCUCGGACUCGGCUCGGGGGAUUGCGUAUUCCGAGCAGUUGUCGUGGUCCUCUAAAUGCACCGCUCUCGCUUUGAUGGGAGCGCCAGGCCUCUCGUUACGUGGAACCGCACCUCGCUCCCACGUGUUGUCUCUUGUGGGGUGAGGGCGGCGAGCGAGCGAGGGCGGAGGCGACGAAGAGCGCCUUCUCAAAGUUCUCUGGAGGUUUGACAAUUGGCGACUUCGUGCACAGCAUAGUCGUGGCCAAAGGUGGCACCGGUACAGGGAUUGUGAAGGAUGUGAAGGCACCGCUCUUGUGGGGUGAUGACGACAAUCAACGUGUAAAGCUUUAUCUCACAAACUCGAGCCAUGCCCCCCCCCCCCCCUCCUUCUUUGUUUUCCAGCAAAGCCUUCUGGUCGCGCAAUUCUCCGUUCUCUAGCGCCGUGGCCUCCGUUCCACGCGGCCGCAUCUUCUCCGCACAGUGCGAGGCUCCGAUCUCAGAUGCGGUUGCGACGCAGUUUUUUCCCCAGCGCGGUUUUAUAUCUGCAAACGUGCGCGUGCAUGUGUGUGCGUGCGUGUGUGUGCGUGCAUGUAUGUGCGUGCAUGUGUGUGCGUGUGUGUGUGCGUGUGUGUGUGUGUGCGUAAACACAUGAGUGUAGUUUGGCUCCAAAAUGCAGAGACGGCAGCACUUGGACAUGCUCCGAGACAACGAGCAGAGUUUUGUUAUUGAGUCUCUCCCGUUGCUUAACGCGCAUUCAGUAUGCGGCGAGUACUAAAAUUGCACUUUAAAAGGUGAUGUGCUGCCUUGGCAAUGUCUGAUAUGGGAGUGCGAUUCCAGCUGAAGCGAACUACGGAGCCGGCCUCAGCACCGUGGCGUUCACGCGUCGGGCCACACCGAUUUCACGAGUCGCACUUUUGAGAUCACAAACAUUCCUGGACGCACCUCCCCACCCCCACAGGCAUCAUGACCAUGCGUGGCCCGUGCACGCGCGACCUCGGUGGAUUCGCUUGCGUUGACCAUAUUGAUUCGAAAGCAACGGAACCCUUGAGUGUCGCUUCUGCUGCUGCUGCCAGGGCCACGAGGAUAGGGUCAACCAGAGGGGCAUCGCUUAUUCCUUGCCAUGCUCCUGCACCUCCACUCGUCCACCCGACCCCGUCCCUCGCACCAACAUUCCGAUCGUUUCUCCAUGCUGUAUGGAAAAAGCAGCGGCCGCUGGGUUGCUAGGUAUGGUCGUCACCUGUCAGGAUUUGACCUGGACAUUCUGGGAAAUGGAAACGCAGUCUGGAAAAGGUGGUAACCCAAGUGCUAGGCCUGGCUGACACAUGUAUUCAGCGGAAAGCUCCCUUAAUGGACACGGAUUUAGACAAUGAAGGGAAUUUCUCAUUUGAGAUUUUUUCAUAUUCUGUAUAAACACCGUGGGAAUGGUUCUCGAGACCACACUGGGGUAUGGCGAGCGGGUGGUGAUGCUGAAGCCGUGAACACAGCUCACGCAGGGGGGAGCACACUGAGUGACGUGCAGCUGUAGCCCAACACCACCACUGCCGCACGUCCACACCUAGGUAGGAUCCUUCCUCGUGUCCCUUGUAUAUUAUUCCAACCAUGGUACUCAUUGUUUAUACUCUCCGUAUACUGUAUAUGCAUGUAACGAAGGUACGGCGUAAACGACAGCAUUUGGAACUUGAGAUUUUUACAUGGCCACCAGUUGGCGUUAACGUGAAUGGCGCGCUGUAUCGUGCGGGUGGGGGCGUCUUCUGUGCAAUGCCGGGCGGCGCCGUGUGGCCUCGCGGGUCACCACCCACAGCACCGUGGCACGCGCCCCGUCGGGAAACGGCCAAGGGGACAUUUUCCCUCCUUGUGGGGGCCACCGUACACCGCUGGUCCUCUGGGUUGCAUGGGCACCGGCGCUGUGGAUUUGUGGUGCCCCAGGCAUAGGGUGGGGGGGGCCCUGUGCUGUGGGGAAGCACACGAGGAAGUGUUUCUGCUUGCCCUUGAAUGCGCUGCGCAUUGCGGAUUUUGGUACAAAUCGUAUGUGCAAACACUUUAUAUGAAUGGUGAAUGCUCGUGUGCGCUGCUGCCCGGGGUGGUGCAUCCGGCGUCCUAUCGUACAGGAUGGCAGCGGUAGGCUCUGGCGAAGUUUAUUCCAUAACGGUACAAGGUGUGGGACACUAACUGUUGAAUUCUUAUAUUGAUUACGUAUAUAUUACAAAAGGACUGGAUUCCUUGAAAAAUCUCAUUAUAUUCAUAGGUGAAUAGACCAAAUAUGUUAUGUUUAUUUGUUUAAUGAAGAGUGUUUUUAAUGUUUUGUAUGGCAGCUGGUAAGUUUAUAUUUGAAACAAUGGAAAUUCUGAUGAUUUUGAGUAAAUAUAUAAACAAAGAAUAUUUUAUGCUAAAAAGUUAUACCCAAAAUGCAACUUAGUGGUGUUACCGGGGCUGUGAUCCAUGCAAACGCUACAAGCACUGAUUUCUUAUUCCAAGCCAUCGUUUUCCAACUUAAAUUUGCUAACCCAUCUUGAGCAUCCUGCAUGCGUCCGUUGGGCACUCCUUGGCAGGCGGUGAGCCACUGCGUUCAGAGGUCACCUAGUGCGGGGCUGGUCAGGGGAGUGUGUGGGACCGGCUAUACCUACACUUGUUUCACUUGCAUUCACUCGCCGCGGCUGCAUCCUUCUGGCUCCUACUCGCCUGCCUCGCCGCGCAAACGGCAGCAGCAGGUGCCUUUGGCAAUCGGCACAGGCCUGCCACGGUCAGCCAAGCUGUGUUUACACGAGGGCGCAAGGCCACAACGGACUUGCUCUCAACCAAACCAAUUCUAACUAUGGUUAAGGUUUAGAAAGCCCUGCCAAAGUCCAUACUCUUACGCUACCACUGCCCAUACCCACGUGGGUUUAUUUAUACGACCACAAUCUAGAAUUCAGACAUCCCACUUGUAGUAAUCUCCCGUUGAAUCUUGUUUUUUUUUUAAAGCAAAAGUCCUACAAAAUGUCCACCACAGAGAACCUCCCUGAUGUAAGGAUGCCCUGGUAAUUUCUCUGCCUGACUUUCGACCUUCCCUCUCUGUCCUCCCUGGAAACGCUAAGUACUCCCGUCACACCAGAAGCUGCUUCAGGGCUACCAAGUGUUUGUCUCCAGUCCACGUUGAGAACUGACCCAUUGCACGUUCUGAUCAAGUAGGUGUUCUGAAGGGCCCUCGUGUAGGCACAACUUUUAGUCUCAUGGAACUGUACGAUCGCACUCCUUUAUGCAAAGGUUUUUUCCCGGUACUCUGGUGUUCUCGCGACACAAACAUGUAAAAAGAAAAUUUGCUCGCGUCUCAAUCGGUACACGGAUAAAUAAUUGCCUAGCCCAGCGAGGCUUCCCAGGGUCAAUCGCAACUUGUAUUUAACUUGCAUCCUGUAUUCACGCUAAUCACUCUGGACAUGCAUGGGGGGGGGGCAUUGCAGGUUAUUAUGGACAUUUCUUUAAAGCGACCAAAAUUACGUGUACAGUUUAAGUGGUUUCUCUUCAAUUGUUACAUUUUCCGUUUACAAGACCCACCUGCAGACUGCACUGGUAGAGUGUCAUCUUUUGCAAACUCCUUACAGCUCACAGCCUUGCACCCUAAUAUAUUUUUACUGUUAUUUACCGAGUGUAUUCUGUAUACAUGGACCCAAGCUUACGGAGUGAUGAAUUAUUUGAAAUGCGCAAUCUCGUCUGCUCUGGUUUAGUUUUGUGUAUACGGAUUAAACUUCACUCUCGGACAGCG